CGAUUUUCUAGGUAACAGGAAGAUGCAAUCUUAUAUAAUCGACUGAAACUGAGACAAAUCCAGUCCAUUCAGUGAACUAUCACACACCAUGAAUAGGUUUCUGGUCUGUAGAGGAACAAGGGCCGGAGCUCCCCAGAAGGUUGUCAGCUGGUUCGGUUCUUUCAAUCUCGUAAGAUCUGUUCAUUCUAUACCCUUUGCUACCGUAGAUGUUGAAGAAAUAUCAGGUUCUCAACCCGCCGAAGUUCAUAACUUGGUGCAGGGUAAAUGGAAAGGAUCUUCAAGUUGGAAUACGCUUUUGGAUCCUUUAAAUGGAGAGCCAUUUAUUAAAGUUGCUGAGGUAGAUGAAAUAGGCAUUCGGCCAUUUAUAGAGAGCUUGUCCAAGUGUCCGAAACAUGGUCUACACAAUCCAUUUAAAGAGCCAGAGAGGUAUCUUUUGUUUGGAGACAUAUCUGCAAAGGCAGCCCACAUGCUUUCCCUCCCAAAGGUUUCCGAUUUCUUCACUAGGUUAAUACAAAGAGUUGCUCCAAAGAGUUACCAGCAGGCUCUUGGUGAAGUUGUUGUUACACAAAAAUUUCUAGAGAAUUUCUCUGGUGAUCAGGUUCGUUUCCUUGCAAGGUCUUUUGGAGUACCUGGAAAUCAUCUCGGACAGCAAAGUCAUGGUUUUCGUUGGCCUUAUGGUCCUGUCGCAAUUAUUGCUCCUUUCAAUUUUCCCCUGGAGAUUCCUGUACUUCAGUUGAUGGGCGCACUUUAUAUGGGAAACAAACCGAUUCUUAAAGUUGAUAGCAAGGUGAGCAUUGUGAUGGAGCAAAUGAUGCGACUACUUCAUUAUUGUGGGUUACCUGUGGAUGAUGUUGACUUUAUAAAUUCUGAUGGGAGGACAAUGAAUAAGCUACUAUUGGAGGCAAAUCCACGAAUGACCCUAUUUACUGGUAGCUCAAAAGUGGCAGAAAAAUUGACUGUUGACCUUAAAGGUCGAAUUAAGUUGGAAGAUGCAGGAUUUGACUGGAAAAUUCUUGGGCCUGAUGUUCAGGAGGAGGAUUAUGUGGCAUGGGUCUGUGACCAGGAUGCAUAUGCAUGCAGUGGUCAGAAGUGCUCUGCACAAUCAAUAGUAUUCAUGCAUGAGAACUGGUCUAGAACUUCACUUGUAUCCAAGAUAAAAGAUCUUGCUGAGAGGAGGAAGUUGGCAGAUUUAACUAUUGGUCCUGUCCUUACUUUUACAACUGCAGCCAUGCUUGAACACGUGAAUAAACUGCUUCAGAUACCAGGUUCAAAACUACUCUUUGGGGGUGAACCUUUAAAGAACCAUUCCAUUCCACCCAUAUAUGGUGCUUUAAAACCGACAGCUGUUUAUGUCCCACUUGAAGAAAUUAUGAAGGACAACAAUUAUGAGCUUGUAACAAGAGAAAUUUUUGGACCAUUCCAGAUUAUUACUGACUAUAAGAGAGAUCAACUCCCACUGGUAUUGGAUGCUCUGGAGAGGAUGCACGCCCAUUUAACAGCUGCUGUUGUAUCAAAUGAUACCCUGUUCCUCCAGGAAGUUAUUGGAAAUACAGUAAAUGGAACAACUUACGCUGGAUUAAGAGCAAGAACAACUGGAGCUCCUCAGAAUCAUUGGUUUGGACCAGCUGGAGACCCUAGGGGCGCUGGAAUUGGGACCCCAGAAGCAAUAAAGCUUGUCUGGUCUUGCCAUAGAGAGAUUAUAUACGAUAUUGGCCCCCUUCCAAGGCACUGGGAAAUUCCACCAUCAACCUGAGGAGUCACACUAACAACAGAAGAAGGGAAAAUAUUCAACUUCCAAUGCCUAAAAGUGAUGUCUGGUUUUGCAUGUCAAAGCCUUCAGCUAUUGGAAAAGGGGGGGGGGGGGGAAAGGAAGAAUGGCAGCAUUGUUUGAAGCUUUAAUAAGGUGAAUCUACGACUCUGCUGGUGGCAUGGAGUUUUGUGAAAGCAAGGGAUCAAGGGGACCAAAUAAGACAAGGGAACAGAGUUUUUUCUUUUUUCUUGUGCCUACCAAAAGGCUUAAACGUUAAGACUAUUUUAUCUGUGUCCCUAACAGGGUUGUGUCUAUUUCAACUGUCUCCUAACUGAGUGGCACUUUAUGAAUCUUGUUUCAUUUCAAACCUGUAGUGCCACAAACUAGGAAGAUGGCUUGUAUUACAAUAUUUAACGUUGUGCUUGGGUUAGGGAUUUUGAAGUAUGAUCUUAUUUGAAGUUAUGAUUGGGAGCUGUCAA
Molecule: messenger RNA, 2229 nt
Organism: Alnus glutinosa
Lineage: Eukaryota; Viridiplantae; Streptophyta; Magnoliopsida; Fagales; Betulaceae
Product: probable aldehyde dehydrogenase
Exons: 17
Coding region: 89-1753 (554 amino acids)
Cellular component (GO): mitochondrion
Molecular function (GO): aldehyde dehydrogenase (NAD+) activity; L-glutamate gamma-semialdehyde dehydrogenase (NAD+) activity
Source: RefSeq, a predicted model, not a curated record